AUGUGUCGUUUUCUGCGCUACUGCGUGAGCCACUGUCUGCACGCCGCAAUGACCAGGCUGGAGGAGGUGAAAGGAGCCAGGCUGGAGGAGGUGAAAGGAGCCAGGCUGGAGGAGGUGAAAGGAGCCAGGCUGGAGGAGGUGAGCGUGUGGUCCUCAGUCCGGAUGGUGGGCUCCUUGUCCGGCGUGAACCUGCUCCUCGCCCUGUUCCUGGGUCUCUACGUGCGGUGGGAGAAGACUGAAGGAUCCACGAUACUUGUCAUCCUGGUGCUGGCGCUGCUGGUCCUGGGACUGGCCAGUGUCUUGCAUUAUUUCUUCAACAUGGAAAGACUGAGCCUGAGUUUGUUGCAUUUGUGGUUCGGGUUCUUGCUCGGACUACUCUCUUUCAUUAACCCCGUGUCUGUGAGGACUGACGUGAAGGAGCGAGCGGCUAAUUACAUGUUGUUGGCGAGUAUGGUGCUGCGGACCAUGUGGGCGCUGUUGGAGCGGCUGUUCGGAAGGACCAGGUUCCGGCCGGCCUUCCUGACGUCUGCGGAGCGUGUGGAGUUAUGUGGCUUCGCUGUGGCCAGUACGACUCUUCUCAUUAACAAGUCUGUGUCUGUGUCUGUGCUGCUGCUGUCUCUGGGCACAGUCAUGGUCGCCCUGAGGCUGAAGGCUCUGCUCUCGCUGCCAUGUCUGGUGUCCUUCGCCGUGGUCACAGGAGCCGCCUUCUUCCAGUCCCUGCGGCUGGACGUGAACCCGUUGGCUCUGUGCUGUUUCUUCUCACAGUUGAUCUGUGACCCGCUGUUGGACCUGUACUUCAGUGGUCUGUCUGUGACGCAGCGAUGGCGCCCGUUCCUGAUGUGGCGAGGUCUGUGGAGGAGGCUGUCUCUGCUGCCGCUGCUGCUGGUGGAGGUGGUGUUCCUGGCUCUCUGUGCCCGUAAGCUCCUGAACCUUGACCCCUGGUUCCUCCUGGUCCCUGGCUUCAUGGUGACCUCUCUCUUCUGGAGCAUCUCUCACCUGGUCUUCGUGGCGACCGUUUGGGGCUUUCACACCAAACUGAGCGACUGUCAGAGGCUCUGCUGGUCCCAGGGGCCGGACUUCAGUGGAUUGGACAAGAUCAUGGCCUCCAAAGGAAUGAGACACUACUGCCUCGUCUCAGAGCGCCUCCUGCUGUUCACUCUGGGAUCUACAGUGGCUGUGGGAGCUCUGUGCUGGCAGUCUCCUCCCUGA
Knipowitschia caucasica is the source of this 1209-nucleotide messenger RNA. The record is from the annotation of a GenBank genome assembly. Lineage: Eukaryota; Metazoa; Chordata; Actinopteri; Gobiiformes; Gobiidae.